AUGCAGACUGCCAUGGUGACGUACAUUGUCUUUGGUAUCUUCAUCUACAAUCAGGGCUAUUUGGACUAUGAGCCAUCUCGAGGGGCCAUCGCCACGCACGUGCACGGGGACUUCGUGGCCGUGAGCAGCGGGCGACCGAAAGUGCGGUACUUCACAGCGGAGGAAAUCACCACGCCUGGCCUGGAGAACGGGAACGUCUUUGUGACGACUCGACAGUCGCUGAGCCGUCAAAAGCCACUUGGACGCGUGGAGCUGACUGAGCGCGGAAAGACGCGCGGCGUGUGCGAGGACCAGGAGAUGCCUUGCGAGGGCGAUGAGGACUGCCAUUCCCAGUUUGAUGGUAAAUGCUCCCAGAAGGGCUUUUGCAUCGAGCCAUCUUGGUGUCCCAUGGAGGAUGCGGAUGAGACCUACGAAUUGGAUGCAGUGGCGGAUUUGGCCAUUUGGGUCAAGAGUUCCAUCCAGCUACUCGUUUGGUAUACCACCGCGUCGACACAGCUGCACCACCACGCGGGAUUUACCGCGUUUUGGUUCCUUUCGGCGCUGGUCGGUGUGGAUGAAACCGGCGGGUGCUUCAGAAAGAAGUCUUCUGGAACAGGGCAAAAGGGAGGUUCAGAUACCAGAACCCUCCAGUCCAGGUGUUUCCUGGUGACAAGAUCGGUGUCCAGGUAG
This is a messenger RNA of Durusdinium trenchii, 669 nucleotides long. The record is from the annotation of a GenBank genome assembly. NCBI's taxonomy places the organism in Eukaryota, Dinophyceae, Suessiales, Symbiodiniaceae.